This is a messenger RNA of Melanaphis sacchari, 1949 nucleotides long. RefSeq names its product zinc finger MYM-type protein 1-like. The annotation marks the transcript as partial. The record is from RefSeq and is a predicted model, not a curated record. Lineage: Eukaryota; Metazoa; Arthropoda; Insecta; Hemiptera; Aphididae. The transcript has 10 exons.
AUGGCAUCAUUGACGCAAAAUUCACAUUCUGAUCAUCAACCUUCGGUUAUUGACAUAAAUAUAAAUGUUAAUGUGACUAAAUUAAAUAACGAUGGAGCAGAUUUGGGUGAUUUAUUAACUGGUCCAUCACGUCCAGUCUUAAAGUCAUAUCCGAAGACAAAAUAUAAACAUCAAAACCGUAGCUUUAAUGCAGCUUAUUACAACAGCUUUGUAUGGCUUGAAUACAGUAUUGCAAAUGAUGCUUUAUUUUGUUUUGCUUGUCGUAAUUUCACUAUGUCUAGUAACAAAAAUAACGAGGAUAUUUUUACAAAAACUGGUUUUAAACAUUGGAAAAAGUUAAGUGGUUCAAGAGGUGCCAAUAAGGGUAGUAAAAGUAAGCUUGAAUUACAUGAAGCAACAAUUCAUCAUAUUACUUGUAUGGAAAAGUGGAUGGCUCAUAAAGAAACUGAAAAAACUGGUACUGUAUUGACUCAAAUUUCAUCUCAACAUAAGCUGUUAAUCGAAAGCAAUCGUAUGUAUAUAAGAACCCUUAGUGAAGUAAUAUUAUUUUUGUGUCGGCAAGGUUUGGCAUUCAGAGGUCACGAUGAAUCCAUCGAUUCACUUAAUCAAGGAAAUUUUAAAGAAACCUGCAAUUUGUUAGCAAAAUUUUACCCUAAAUUUGCUCAGAAGUAUAAAGAAAAAACCAACCAUACAAGCCAUGGAAUUCAAAAUGAAUUAAUAAGUAUAUGUGCUAAUAUAUUAAGAGAAACAAUUAUAAAAGAAGUCAAUGAUGUAGGCAUAUUUGGUAUCAUGUGCGAUGAAGCUAGGUGUUUUAAAGAAGAGCAGAUGGCAUUAUGUAUAAGAUAUUGCAAGGGAUUGGAUAUAAAAGAAAGAUUUUUGGGUUUUAUCGAUUGUUCUAUGAAACAAGACUCAGAAAGUUUAAGUCAACUCAUGUUAGAAUAUCUUAAACAAUGCAAGUUAAGUCCCCAGGUAGCAAUUGUAGCACAGUCCUAUGACGGAGCCAGUGUAAUGUCGGGGCGUUUUAAUGGUGUACAGGCAAAAAUUAAAUCAAAAUACCCAUUUGCAAUAUACACGCACUGCAUGGCACAUCGAAUUAAUCUGGUGGUAUUAGAUAUGUGCAAAAUUGUGAAGGAUACUAGAUGUGUUUUUAAUACAUUGGAAGCACUUUAUAUACAUUUUUCCAAUCCAACCAAUAACCAAAAGAAUUGUGAAGCUGUGAUUACUAAUAACAAAGGAAUAUUAAAAAUAUUAAGCAAUGAAAUUGAAAAUGAAUCAGAUAAGGACUCAAAUGAAGCAUUAGAGAAAUCGGCGACUCUUGGCAACUCAGUAAAAAUUAUUAAAGCUGUAAUCAAAAGUUUUGAAGAUUCUAGAACAGUUGAAAGUUUUGCUCAAAUUUGGUUUGAAAUAAAUGCAUUUUCUACUGAUAAUAAUAUUGUUAUUGAUAAUCCAUUUCAAGGAGAAAAAAGAAGAAAGAUAGAAUCAAAAAGACUUGAUAAUUCCAUAGUUACUGCAAGUACAAGUGCACAGUACACUGCACCUUUGAAUGAUGAUAGUCAGUCAACUGAGUCAUUUUACAGAAACAAUGCAUAUUAUGUUCUGUUAGAUACUAUAGUGACAAGGCUGAAGGAAAGAUUUUCAACAGAUAGUUUAGCCAUGGGUGAAUCUGUUGAUAAUUUUUUUAAAUUGAAUUAUGAAGGAAGUUUGUUUUUCAUUGAUCAUUAUCAAGGUUUAUUGAAUUUAUCAAAACUAAAUAUUCAAUCAGAGAUGAUAGUGGCGAAGAACAGUCUAUUACAAUUAGGAAUUAAGGAUAAUGAAAUCAACUAUGAAUAUGAAAUCAUAAAAAAUGUAUUAACUGAAAGUGUAUUCCCUAGCUUAUACAAACUUCUUCAAGUAGCCAUGUCUUUACCUAUUGCAUCAGCUACAUGUGAAAGAAGUUUUUUCAGCUAUGC